AUGGAUGCUGCACAGGAUAUGUCCUGGUACAAACCUGUGAACAUUCAAGAAGUCACCGAGGAGAAAAUAACGAAGAGUAACCUGUCUCCCGCUGGAAAACAACGCUUAAGGGAGAUACUAUCAAAAGCAGACAUAGCCCGGUUCAAAAACGACUGUGGUGACCUGGGGGAUAAAUAUGUGUACACCAUUGAAGGAGGGGUGCACCCCCCCGUGCGCCAGUACCCGCUGAACCCAGCCGCAAUAGAAGAAAUGAGCACGAUAGUAAAAGAGUUGGUGGCAUUGAAAGUGAUCAGGGAAGAAGCAAACCCUAUCACAAAUAGCCCGAUACAGGCUGUGAAGAAACCUGAAGCAGCAGGGGGAGGGUGGAGGCCCGUGGUGAACUUUAAAGCAUUGAAUCGGAGAACGAUAGCAGAUAGAGCCAGUCUGAUUAAUCCUCAGGCAACGUUGAAGACUUUGAAACUGAGGAAGUGUAAGUCUUGUAUUGAUCUGGCGAAUGGUUAUUUCUCUGUGAGAUUGGCAAAAGCAUCACAGGCAAAGACGGCCUUCACUCACAAAGGAAAAAGUUAUGUAUGGCUGAAAAUGGCACAGGGUCUGAAGACAGCCCCGGCCUUCUUCAGCAGAACAAUCAUGGAGAUUCUAUCGGGCAUGGACGCGGCUGUCUACAUUGACGACGUUAUGAUCUGUGAUGACACAGAGGAACAGCAUCUACAACAUCUGGAAGCUGUGAUUGACAAAUUGACGGCAGCAGGGUUAAAACUGAAUCUGAAGAAAUGUCAACUCGGGCAAUUCAAUGUGAAUUAUCUUGGAUUUGAGGUGGCUUCAGAUUUGGGCCUAUCAGACUGUUUUCGUGAGAAAGUGGACAAUAUAAGGCCUCCCAGAACAAUGAAUCAACUGCAGAAAAUACUGGGAUUGCUGAAUUAUGUGAGAGAUCAUGUGCCUGGUUAUCAGAAGCACGCUAAACCACUUUAUGACAAACUGAAGAAACAGCAGAAGCCAGCAGCGUGGCAGUGGACCGAAAUAGAUCAGAGGAAGUUGACCCUGCUACAGGAUGCGGUGAGAAAUGCUGUGAGACUGGAGCCACGCAGCACCACAGAGAAACUCUUGGUGCAGGUUUUCUGUGAAGAAGAUGAUGCAAUGGUGAAAGUCUGGAAUGAUAAUGGAGGGCUGGUGUCCCUCUGGAGCUACACAUUGUCACCAGUAGAGCACAAAUACCCACCAGAAGAGAGAGAACUCGCGGUGCUUGCUCGUUACUGGGCAGGACUGAAGGAUCUUGCACAGGGACAGGUGAUAAAAGUGAUAACACAAAGUCAAGUGCAUAGAUUCUUAAGAAAAGCCACAGUGGAGAGCACACGCGCGACCAACGCAAGAUGGGGCCGAUGGGAAGACAUGCUGUUAGAUCCCGACCUGGAGAUUGGGCCAGAGGAGCCGCUAAAAAAGCCCAGGCAAGAGAAGGAGGCCCCACAGCUAGUAUAUGAAUGGAUAUUAUACACCGAUGGGUCCAAAAAAGGACCAGACCAGACGGCGUUUGGGGGUACAUCCUGA
This is a messenger RNA of Knipowitschia caucasica, 1542 nucleotides long. Lineage: Eukaryota; Metazoa; Chordata; Actinopteri; Gobiiformes; Gobiidae. The record is from the annotation of a GenBank genome assembly.